AUGCUUUUUUAGAGUUGACAUGUCUCUAAAGAUAAAUGUGAAAAUCACUGUAAUUAUUGUCCACCAGCAGGGGGAGCUCAUCACCAGUACUACUGCGUGGAGGCUGGCAUGUGGUAAUUUUUUUCCUGUGUGUGUAUGACUUAUUCAGAGGAAGAACAGUACACUCUCACGUAUGGCGUCUACCAUUACGGAUUGCAGGAAUGACUUUUAGGAUGUUUUUAUAUGAAUACGGUGGAUUGGAUGUUGGCCUGGGAAGGCAUUCCCCUGAAGGUCUUCUUCAUGUGUCAGCUGGAAGUACCCUGACUGCUGUGAGGGGAAUUUAAUGAGAUUAUGUCGAAGAAGAACAUCUUCCUCGUGAGCAAGAAGAAGAGCCACAGCCCCACCACAUUAAAGAGGAAGAAGCUUUACCACAUUCCCAUCACAUUAAAGAGGAAGACAAAAUGCCACACACCCAUAGUGUUAAACUGUCCCUUCACAUUAAAGGUCAAGCGGCGGACCCACUGAUCUUACACAGCAAAAAUGAAGAAGAGAACCCACUGACCCCUCACUUUAAGGAGCAAGAGAACCCGCUGACCCCUCACAUUAAAGAGGAAAAGGAGGACCCACUGAACCCCUACUUUAAAGAGGAAGAGGAGGACCAAGAGCCGCUGCACAUUAAAGAGGAAGAGGAGGAACACGGCAUCAGUCAGCCUAAAUGGUUGGAGGAGUUCCCAGUGACUGGUGUCCCUGUGAAGAGUGAAGAUGAUGAGGUCAAAGGUGAAAGUGAGGAGAAGAGAGAGGCGGAGCCUCCAAGCAGCAGCUCAACACAACACAUGACAACAGAAGCUGAUGGAGACCACUGUGGAGGAUCACAAGCAGACAAGCUUUUAGCUCCACUAUCAGAUAGUGAGGACACAACGUCACACUCUCCUGACACUGAUGAUGAAGACUCUAAAGAUGAUAAGACAUGUCACACUGACAACACUCACUUGAAAUGUUCUCACUGUGACAAAACAUUUAAAUACCAUAGUCAUCUGAAAGUACACAUGAGAACACACACCGGAGAAAAACCUUUUAUCUGUUCACUCUGUGGUAAAGGUUUUGUAGAAAGUCACAAUUUGAAAGUACACAUGAGAAGACACACUGGUGAAAAACCUUUUUCUUGUUUAAUCUGUGGUAAAGGUUUUGCACAAAGUUCAUGUUUGGUAAAACACAGAAGAAGACACGCUGGAGAAAAAACUUUUAUCUGUUCAAUCUGUGGUAAAGGUUUUGUUCUAAGUAACAAUUUGAAAGUGCACAUGAGAAUUCAUACCGAAGAAAAAAGUUUUAUCUGUUCAAUAUGUGGUAAAGGUUUUGUAGAAAGUCGCUAUUUGAAAGUACACAUGAGAACACACACUGGUGAAAAACCUUUUUUUUGUUCAAUCUGUGGCUUAUCUUUUACAAGGAAGGAACAUUUGGAAGUGCACAUGAGAACACACACUGGUGAAAAACCUUUUUCCUGUUCAACUUGUGGUAAAGGUUUUACACAAAGUCGUUGUUUGAAAAGACACAAGAGAACGCACACUGGGGAAAAAUCACAUUCCUGUUCAAUCUGCAACAAAAGCUUUUGUGACCGAUCAAACCUUGUAGCACACAUGAGAACACACCCAGGAGAGAAAGUGUUGAGUUGCAGUGUGUGUGGUGAAAGAUUCUCUUAUAAGUACCAGUGUAAGAAACACAAGUGUGCUGGUGAGAACAGCAGCAGCAAAUGAAACUGCAGGAUUUGAAAUAACUGGCAAGACUUUAAUUUUGACUUUCUAACAACAUCAGCACAUAUAACAUGUGUGACAUUGUUGUUUGUAUAACAAUCUUUUUAAUAUGCUUCUACAUUUAUAGUUUAUAUAUUUUAUGAUAGUGUUUUUUUCAGUCAAGUACAUGCAUUAAUAUGCAACAUUGUGUACUUUUAUUAAAAAUUGAACAAAACAAUAUGACUGAAAAGGAGAGACUAAACAGUACAAGACAUAUUUUACAUAAAAUAAACAUUUUAUGUGUAUAUAUAUUUAUCAUACAAUUUUAGACUUAUUCAUAAUAGUGUUUUUUUUUUUAUAGGUGUUUGAAAUAUUGAAGUAUUACAUAUUUGUAUUUGUAAUUGUUAAUGAUCCCCUAGAUUAGCACCUUUAUAUGAUAUACAUAUGUACUGGUUCACAUCUGAAACACUUCAGGAAGCAUAUUAUUAUUUACUUUAUACAUCAUUUGAACAAUUGUCUUUUAUGCAAUUUUAAAAUGUGUGAUUUUAUGAAUCAUUUGUUGGGUCUCUAUAAUCCAUUUUAUUAAUGCUCUUUAUUACUCUAUUUUGUAAUAUGAUGAUUGUGUUGUGAUUGUUUUAUAUGUAUGUCCCAGACCUUUAUGCAAUAUAAAAGUGAGAGAAAAUGGCUGAAUUGUUUAUGGAAGGAUGGUUUUGUUUUUACAAACUUACAUUUGUGGAUAAAACAAAAAAAUCCAUUAUUGUGUUUUAAACAUUUUGUACGUUUUUUUCUUUUUUUAACAUCCCCAAAACAUUAUCAAUUUUGGUGUCAGGCAAAAGCCAAUAUUGUACA
Molecule: messenger RNA, 2555 nt
Organism: Entelurus aequoreus (snake pipefish)
Lineage: Eukaryota; Metazoa; Chordata; Actinopteri; Syngnathiformes; Syngnathidae
Product: gastrula zinc finger protein XlCGF57.1-like
Exons: 2
Coding region: 441-1730 (429 amino acids)
Biological process (GO): regulation of transcription by RNA polymerase II
Cellular component (GO): chromosome
Molecular function (GO): chromatin insulator sequence binding
Source: RefSeq, a predicted model, not a curated record